AUGGUAGCAAAUACUGAGGACACCAAAAAGAAUACCGAUACCGACGAAGUGUCACAGGACAUCAAAGACAUGUGUAUCCAAGAAGUAACUGCUUUGUUUCCGGACAUUUGCUUGCAGUCCCUCCAAUCGAUCGCCGUACCCUUGCAUUUCUGUUUCUUGGCCGUGAUCAACCAUAUCAUCGAUCUGCUAGAUUCCGGACAGACAUAUAAAAAACGAGAACAACCUAAACAAAGCAUCGGAAAGAGAAAGCGUGAUGCUACUGAGCAAGACGAUGGCCUUGAAAAUAAGUUGCUCAAGGACAACCACCUUUACAAUUCCAGCGAUCGAGAACCACUGCAUCUGAGCAAGCGAGAUCCCCCUCUAGUGAAGAACAUGAUUGCAGGAGACUUUCAAUUCGUCCCCGUAAGGACCGUCCAGAAGUUUCUCGCAGAAAACAACUACCUUCUCUACCCUACGUAUCUUGCGCUCAACAAGUCCAUCCAACAAACGCACAAGCCCCUGUCUUGGAAAUACAAGAAAACGGCCACAGUGCAGUCGUCACGAUACAAAGAAGAGAACCUUGAGAAUUCUAUCAGGUCCGCUGAUACAACAUCGGAGGAAGGCCAGCAAGAAGUAAACCUCAUGGAGGAACUCAAGGCUGCUAGACUUGCUCGACGACAUGCAAACUUGGAGAGACAAAAGGAGCUCGAAGCCCUCGGAGCAGACAAACAAAACUUUGACGAGGCACAGUCUAAAGGCGAAAUAAAAGAAUGCGAGUGUUGUUUUGCCGAUACCCCAUUCAAUCGGCUUGUUCAUUGCAACGCCGAGAAUGCCCACUCCUUUUGCAUUCAGUGCCUUCGCCGGAACGCCGAGGACCAAGUUGGCCUCUCCAAGUAUGAACUGGCGUGUUUGUCCACAGAAGGGUGCAAUGCUGGCUUUUCCUACAAAGAGCGGCAGAAGUUUUUGCCCGAAUCACUAGCUUCUGCUCUUGAUAGAAUUGAGCAGGACGAGAACAUUCGACUGGCCGAGUUGCCUGAUCUUGCUCAGUGCCCUUUCUGUUCCUAUGCAGAAGAGUACCCGCCAGUGGCUAUUAACAAAGAAUUCCGGUGCCGAAAGCCCGAAUGCAUGGCCACAAGUUGCCGUCUUUGCAAAUUAGUUACUCACGUUCCCAAGACUUGUAAGGAGGCAGCUGUGGAAAGGGGGCUUGACAAGAGGCGACACGUGGAAGAGGCCAUGUCGGAAGCACUCAUCCGCAAAUGCAACAAAUGCAACACACCUUUCAUCAAAGACUCCGGUUGCAACAAGAUGACUUGUUCCAAACCCAACUGUCGCAAUGUGCAAUGUUACGUGUGUCACGAGUCUUGCGAGUACAACCACUUCGACCAGCCAGAACGCGGCGGUAAAUUGGGCAAUUGUCCCCUAUUCGAAGAUAGCGAGAUGCGACAUCAUGAAGAGGUUGAGGAGGCGGAGAAGAAUGCCAAACAGAAGGCGCUGCAAGAUAACCCAGAUCUUGAGCCAGAGGCCCUUGACUUCAAUGUCUCGUCAAACGUCAAGAAAGAUGAUGAUCGUAGGAUGAAGAAGUCUGCCGCUGCUGCUGGGGACUACGCCCGUCGAUACCGACCAAGGCACCACCAUGGUAACCACGGUCGCCGACAAGAAAACGAUGGGCAGGCCAGAGCAUUGCCUAGGUUUGCAAACGAACCUAUACAGCAUAAUCUACCUCGGCAACGGAAUGAACCAGUCCAGCCACCACAGAUUCCUGCCCACCGCCAGCAGAUGCAGGCAGGACAGGGACAAGCAAACCAAAAUCUUGAGCAAGGGCGAGCAAUGCCACAUAAUGCAAGGCCACAAGCACAAGCACAAGAUCUAGUACUGUUAGAUCAACAGAUCAUGCAACUGCAGGCACUGCUGGAGGCAGAGCAGCAGGCAGAGCAGCAGAAACGGCAACAGACACAGGCACAGUAUCGAAUGGUACAGCAACUGAACCAAGCACAGCAAACUCUGCAACAGAAAAGACUUGAUAAUACGAGGAACCAUCGCAGUCUCUCAUCGAUUAAUGCACAGCAGAAUCUUGCGAAGGGCCUAGGACUGUUUCCCAUACCUUCUCAGGGGGCACCAGCACCACAAAUGCAGAUAGCUGCUGCACUGCAGCCUGUUCCAGCUGGAUUACACUCACAGCAAGGCUCCAAUCCUUACAUCCUUCCAGAUCUUGAUUUUAUGCCAGACGAACUCUUCCCAUUCGAUCUUUUCCCGCCGAAUGGACAAUAA
This is a messenger RNA of Fusarium pseudograminearum CS3096, 2247 nucleotides long. RefSeq lists its product as uncharacterized. Bases 1 to 2247 code for a protein of 748 amino acids. NCBI's taxonomy places the organism in Eukaryota, Fungi, Ascomycota, Sordariomycetes, Hypocreales, Nectriaceae. The transcript has 4 exons. The record is from RefSeq and is a predicted model, not a curated record.